AUGACGGACAGCUAUAUGGGUAGCAGUUGCCGAGGUAGCAUCCAGAGCUCCGACUUCCAGAGCAGUGCAGCGUCGCCUGCAUCAACACACAAUGCAUUCUUGUCGGAAUCAUCCAUCAAUGCACUUGUGACUGACGGCGAUCUAUUCACCACAGCAGCAUGUGUUGUACCUAAGCUUCGAGCAGUUCUGGAAUACCGCAAAGACAUCAGUCGCACUAGCACCAUGUGGCAAAUGAUAUCGCCAAACAGACAGCAACCACCAUGUUGGGUCGUCAAGAAGAAGCACCAUGAUGUAGAGAUCAGUGAGUUUGAUCGAGCCAAUCUCCCAUCAAUAAGGAGUAGUGACAGCUCCAACUGGUUUUGUGGCUCAGCGAGAGCUACUGACAGCCGUUGCUCGAUGAUUGAGCCUCGUGAAUCGCUCUAUACUCGCAACGCUUUUCUAGAAGAGCAUACUCACUCGGCGGGGCAGGCGAGAGAGCUGCUGCAAUGGCCACGUAACGAUCUCAAUGUCACUUACGCUGUAUCAGCACAAGUCACACUGAACUGCCGUCUGGAAGAGGCGAUGACUAUGUUGUUCAGCCGUGAAACGCUACAGUUCGAUGCCAGCAUGGGUGCCCUCUUUGGUGCUAGGAAGUACAGGAGCGGCGAUCUGCUGGUUUCGCGUGAGUUCCACAAGAACCUGCACACUAGUCUGGCGAUGGACUACGGGGACGGUAAUGUACCUUACUGGGAAAACGAAGACUUGAGCAAUCUCUCUCAGCCCGGAUGGGUCGCGCUGCAAUCUGUGGUCCUACGUUCCCGUCGGUCACUCAACCCCAUGGCAGCGGCCAAACAUACCAGCCGCCGCCAGAGGCUUUGCUUUGCUGUGUACUCGCAGCACUGCCCCGAUACGAACGAGGCUUUUUACACCAUGAAGACAUUGCCCAAGCCCACACAUGAUCAAUUUACAUGCCGCAGAAACCAGCGCACCACAGAACAGGCCAUUCGAGGCGACACGGACCAUAUCGCUGCUGGGUACCAUCUUGCAAGCUCCUAUAGUGAUCUGAAUGGACAUCAGACGAGAAUCGUCAUGACUGCAUAUGUCUGCAACACGCCAGCAGCGAUGACAACUGAUGUCCAUCGAAAGCGCUCCAAACCCUGGCCAAGAGGUCAGUCUGAUGUUGGCGCAAUCUCUUCUCAUCGACACUACUCGUCUCCAUCAGCCAAUACUGAGGCAAAAUAUGUCGUAAAUCUACUCGCGUCUGCGACUACGUCGUUCGAACAGCUCGUGCGACGCCGGCGUUUCGGUAAUCAGCUGUUCGUAAACACGCCAACAAACCGUGACUCAGCGCAUAACGAUAUAUGCUCGGUAUGUCUCAAGCGUUUUGGACUGCUACGCCCUCCACGGUUCUGCCAGCUAUGUGCACAGUGUGUCUGCCGUGAAUGCUCACAAAAGUUUGACGUGGAGUUGAUUACACGCAGACUGCACCGCGACCGAAUAUGUUUUGCGUGUGUGGCCAAUGCCGAUGCCAGCGUGUUUCAACGGAAGAACCCGCUCUUGAACGCGUCAUUUUCGAGGGUUCCCACUGCAGCAGCAACUGCAAUGAGACCUUAUCCAGACGACCGACAAAACGAGGCCGAUGGUGUGGCUCGUGCAAAGAUAUCUGCAUCCUCUUACGAUCACUUGUUCAAUCUCGACGAUGACGGUUGCAAUACGCAAUCACUGAACACGGCAUCGCAGGCUACAUAUGAGGCACAAAUGAACCAACUGGAUCGCAGUAGCAGUGCUACCACAACCACGGCAUCAUUUUCGUCGACGCCUGGACGGCAACUGGCCGACGCCUUGUUUUCCAGUAACCCCCUGACACGGGCUCGUGCACUUGAAGUCGUACGCAAAGUGGUAAAGCAAGUGACAUCUGAUUCGUCGCUGGCUAGCGCAACUUCGACAUCAUCAUCGUCUUCAUCAUUCAAGUCAUCAAUACCAGCCUUCCACCCGCAGUACCCAGACAGAAAAAUGAUAGACAAGUAUUUGGAGGCACGUCUUCAUCUGUCCAGUAUUUCGCUCAGUGGUGCUUCUGCUAUUACAACAAGCAGCAUCAAUGACCAGCGUAAUCGAUCAGGCUCGCUUUACAGCAUUCAAGAGGUGAUACAAUGUCGACAACGCAGCACAAGUGGCCAGUGCUCUUCCUCCUCGAUUAAGUUUGACACGAACACAAGACCUCCGGUCAUACCGCUACCCACAACCAUGGAAACAGAGCUGGAUUUAGACGAAGAAGUGGACUCAGCAGCGCUCGACUCGAUCUGUGAGGUCGCAGCUAUCCGGAUGCGGUGUUCGAUCGCGUACAUUGUGGCACUCAACGGGUGUCACAGCUCUCAAGCUCAACGCGUUGUAGGAUCUUCCAGUGCUCCAUGUCCAUGGAUGGAGGAGAUGACAGUGGAUCCAUUAUCCCUAGUGGCCAACAGCAAACCAUUCGUAAUCAUGGACCCGAUGCAUGAUCCGCAGUUGUGUCAUCUGCGACUUGUGCGAGAUAUUGGCGUGCGAUUUUUUGCUGGAUUCCCCAUCAAGUCCCCUGAUGGUUCAAUUGUUGCCUGUCUAUGUACGGUGGACACGCAAACCCGAGCGAAAAUCUCACUGGAGGACAUGAAAGCCAUGCACGCAUUGUCCAAGCUUGCAUCUGAUCUCUUUGAAGAGGAAGUGAACCCAUAUACACCUCGAAGUUUACAUUCGUAA
Messenger RNA from Peronospora farinosa, 2709 nucleotides. Lineage: Eukaryota; Oomycota; Peronosporomycetes; Peronosporales; Peronosporaceae. The record is from the annotation of a GenBank genome assembly.